AUGGCCAGCCCCAACGACGUUACCAUCGAUAUCCCCCUAACCACCGUCCCCAGUCGCGGCACCGGUGCCCGCAAGACAAACACCAACACCCUCGCCUCGCCGACAAGCUAUCCCAACGGCUCAUCAGACGAUGAAAAAUCGGCGAAACGACCGGGUCCCGGUCGACGGAAAAAGACUGGCACGGGGGAAUCGAUUCAAACCGAGGACAGCGAUGGAGCCCUCAACGCAAUGGGCAGGUUUUAUUUUGCUGUCUUGAAUUUCUCAGUCGUCACUCGUUAUUUCAUCUAUGUCUCGCCAUUGGCGUUUUUGAUUGCUAUCCCUAUUAUUAUCGGUGCCACGGCUGCUCCGAACGCGGCCAUUGGCGGCGUGAGAAUUCUUUGGUUUUUCACUUGGAUUGAAGUCGUCUGGAUCAGUUUGUGGGUUUCCAAAAUUUUGGCCCAUUUCUUGCCAUUCCUCUUUCAGUUUUUUGCUGGCUUUGUCAGUCCCGGGACGAAAAAGUAUGCACUUAUUAUUAGGGCAUUGGAAAUUCCCCUGUCCCUGGUGGGCUGGGCUCUUGUUUCUUUGGCCACGUUUAUUCCUAUCAUGACGCAGAAUCCGACGCAGCGGGCCAACCACGAUACUGCUGAAAAGAGCUGGGAGGCGACUGUCAAGCAGAUUCUGUUUGCUUUACUUAUUUGUUCUCUGAUUUUCUUGGCAGAAAAGGCUCUCAUUCAGUUAAUUUCUGUCAGCUACCACCGCAAGCAGUACGAUCUUCGCAUCAAAGAGUCCAAGCACAAUGUCGAACUGCUCGGCCAUCUCUACGACGCAUCCCGCGCCAUGUUCCCGGAGUACUGCAAGGAGUUUGCCGAAGAAGAUGAAAUUAUCUCCGCCACCAUUCUCGCUGAUAAGAAAAAAGGCCACAAGCGUGGAAAUUCGGUUGCUCCGCUACGCUUGAUUCGCAAUGUUGGACGCGGUGUCGGCCGCGUCGGCGACAAGGUCACCGCUGUGUUUGGUAAUGUUGCUCAAGAGAUUACUGGCAAGAACAUUUUUGAUACCGGAUCUGCUCAUUCAAUUGUUACGCAAGCAUUGGACAAACGCCAUUCGUCGGAAGCUUUGGCCAAGCCGAGGAAGAAGCCAGAGAAUGCUUCCAUAUUCUCGAUCGCGAUGGAAACGGCGACGUCAGCAUGGAAGAAAUGA
Molecule: messenger RNA, 1176 nt
Organism: Talaromyces marneffei
Lineage: Eukaryota; Fungi; Ascomycota; Eurotiomycetes; Eurotiales; Trichocomaceae
Exons: 2
Coding region: 1-1176 (391 amino acids)
Biological process (GO): calcium ion transmembrane transport; intracellular calcium ion homeostasis
Molecular function (GO): calcium channel activity
Source: RefSeq, a predicted model, not a curated record